UAAUCAACCUAACCUAAUUGUUUGAAAUGUCAAACGCACUACUAUUUUGAAUUCUGAAAAAAAACUAAUUUUUAUAACAAUAAGAUGACAAACUACGUGAAAUACACCGAUUUAAUUAAAGUAGGAACGGAAUACGCCCGAAGAAUGAACAGGUUAAGUAACCGUAUAUUCGGAGAACCUGUGCAGGCCAUCAAUUCAAAAUCCUUGAAGGUGAUCAAAAUCCUAAGUGAACAACCGGUUAAUUUACGUAAAGAAAUACACGCUUACUAUCCACGGCACAUCGAAACUGGGAAGCUAAUGAUGAAGUUGAGGUACUAUGGGUUGUACAGAGAUGAACAUCAGGAUUUUAAGGACGAAAUGGAAAGGAUGAGAGCACUAAGGGGCAAAGCGAAACCGAAAAGGCAACCCAGGUCCAAACAGAAUGAAGAGCCUUCAUAAAGCUAGCACUGUACGAAAUAGAAUAAAUGUUUAGUAGAUAAAAUAAAAUAAAUGUCCUUAAUAGAG
This is a messenger RNA of Anthonomus grandis grandis, 504 nucleotides long. It is a transcript of the gene mRpS33, whose product is annotated as 28S ribosomal protein S33, mitochondrial. Gene Ontology annotation, cellular component: mitochondrion. The record is from RefSeq and is a predicted model, not a curated record. The transcript is spliced from 2 exons. Lineage: Eukaryota; Metazoa; Arthropoda; Insecta; Coleoptera; Curculionidae. Bases 85 to 438 code for a protein of 117 amino acids.